AUGACGAAGGUAAAAGAAGAAGAGGCGGGAUCUUAUAGCAUGAACGAUAACAACGACUAUAUUUGCAGUAAUAACGAUCACAGUAACGGUGACGACCAAGAUGUUAAUAGGAAGAAGAAGCAAGGUUGGGGCACGUGGGAGGAGCUUUUAUUGGCAUGCGCCGUUAAACGACACGGGUUUUGUGACUGGGACUCCGUCUCCACGGAGGUUCGAUCCCGCACCUCCUCCAUCUCCGCCUUAUUAUUCUCCGCUGAUAAUUGUAAGCACAAGUAUCAAGAUCUCAAACGUCGCUUCAACGAAUCCUCCUCCGACGGUGAGGCGGUUACGGAUAUACCAUGGCUUGAGGAGCUGCGUAGCCUCCGUGUGGCGGAGCUCCGGCGAGAGGUUGAACAGUACGAUGUUUCGAUACUAUCGCUUCAGAAGAAGGUUAAGAAGCUAGAGGAGGAAAGAGACGGCGGCGGGAAGCUAGAUCUGCAGAAGGACGGCGGUGAAAAGGCGGUUACGACGGCGGAGGAGUCUGACCGGGAAAACAGGUCGAUGAACGAGUCGAACUCGACAGGCUCCGCCGAGAAAACCGUCGGCGGAGACGGUGAGCAGGCUCGUGGUGGUGACGCGGAUCCCGAUCCGGUGAAUACGGCGGAGGAAGGAUCGGAGGGGAGUCUCUCGGGAGAGUUGGGAGAGUCAGGGACGUCGGGGAGGAAGUGGAGAAGGAAGCGACGGAAAGAUAGUGACGGAGAGAUCAGAUCGGCGGCGAGUGAAUCACAGCCGUUGAUACGUCUUCUUGAUUUGAUUCGGUCCCAUCCGCGUGGAUCUUUGUUCGAACGCCGGGUUCGAAGCCAGGAGACUGAGGAUUACAAGAGUUUGGUUAAGCAACAUUUGGACAUUGAGACAAUACAGAGGAAGUUGAAGCAAGGAUCGUAUGAUUCUUCAAGGCUCACUUUUUACAGAGAUCUUCAGCUUCUCUUCACAAACGUUAUUACCUUCUUCCCUUCAUCUUCAUCAGAAUCAAUGGCUGCUCAUGAGCUAAGAUCCAUUGUCUCUGAAGAAAUGAGGAAAGAGAGCGGGAAACCGAGUCCCCGGGUGUUAAAAGCAUCUGCAGCUAUGACUAGUAUCAAAGCAGAUGCUGCAGAGACAUCAGAACAGAAGUCUUCAGCUCCUCUUGUCGCUUGUAAGAGGAGAAGAUUUGUUUCCGCUAAGGCUAAGGCUUCUCCAUCGUCGUCAAGCUUUAGUCAGAAAGAGGAGACGAAAGAAGAGACAUUAUCAGAGGAGAAUGAGAACGUUGAGACUGGUGGAAGAAGCUCGAAAAGAACAGUUAACAAUACAAAGACGGGUAAAGGGAAGAAUAAACAGAAACAGGAGGAAGCGAAAACAGAGAAGAAGGUGGUGGUUUCAUCAGAUAAGAAGAAGAGUGUGGCUGACUUCUUGAAGAGGAUAAAGAAGGGCUCUCCGCAAAAGGAAGACAAAGAUCAGAAUAAGAGCGGUGGUAACGGUAAGAAAGAGAGUAAAGCGAAACCAAGAGAACUUAGAAGCAACAAUGUGGGUAGGGGUAAAAAGAAGGCAGAGGUGGAGAAUACUACUCCGGUGAAAAGAGCUCCCGGGAGACCACCACAGAAGAAAACCGUGGAGGCAGCCACCGCAACUGCCUCAGGGAAACGAGGUAGGGAAAGUGGAAGCACAGGAAAGGACAACAAACAGCCAAAGAAAAGAAGCAGGAGAUGA
Molecule: messenger RNA, 1719 nt
Organism: Eruca vesicaria subsp. sativa (arugula)
Lineage: Eukaryota; Viridiplantae; Streptophyta; Magnoliopsida; Brassicales; Brassicaceae
Source: the annotation of a GenBank genome assembly